This is a messenger RNA of Aedes albopictus (Asian tiger mosquito), 1913 nucleotides long. Its product is annotated as apolipoprotein D-like. NCBI's taxonomy places the organism in Eukaryota, Metazoa, Arthropoda, Insecta, Diptera, Culicidae. The transcript has 3 exons. Bases 494 to 1117 code for a protein of 207 amino acids. Gene Ontology annotation, molecular function: pigment binding. Gene Ontology annotation, cellular component: cytoplasm. The record is from RefSeq and is a predicted model, not a curated record. Gene Ontology annotation, biological process: lipid metabolic process; response to reactive oxygen species.
UUUAUGCCGGUCACACUUUUCGCUACCUACCGCAAAAAUGACGCAAAUGCCCGGUCCGCGGCUUUCACAUUUCGACCGUAGAACGAUCCAGAGAGGCUAAGUAAUUAAUUCUAGCUGUGAGCGCACACCUAUCGUUCAUGCCGGGCCCGGGGUACUCUGAUCGCUUCGCUCAUGUUUUUUUUGUGGACCAUUACCGCCAAAUUAGCAACGCAAACAGUAACACAUUUAAUGUCCAACACUACUGAUGUACACCAUAGUCAGCAUCUGACCAGUCAUUGCGGUGUGGUAAGAAUAAACGAGAACAGAUCCGCAAAAUAUCUUCAAUUUCAUCGAAGCUGUGCUUAGGAUCACACGUGUCAUCUUGGUGAUCGGAUAAUCGCUGGGAACAGCUUCUAAGUUGUGUAUAUAUGAUCUCGAGUUGUUUGCGAUGGAUCAUUAACUUGGCUGCGCUCGCAACGUACACAACCAGUCGAAAGUGUUACAUCAUAGAAAAAUGCGAUUCAUUUACCUGUUUGAGUCAUUGAUCGUGGUGGCGUUGUGUUUAGUUAUCGGAGGUGACGCUCUGAUUAUUGCCUCCGGAAGUUGUCCUAAGCGACCCGUCGUUCAGAACUUCAACGUGUCCCGUUACUCUGGGCUGUGGUACGAAAUCAGCCGCUAUGAACAGCCCUUCCAACUGGACGGAGAAUGCGUCACAGCGCUGUAUACGCUGAAUAAAGAUGGAACUGUGCGGGUGUUCAACAGCAUGCUGAUCCCGCCCAGUGAUACUCGUUCAUCCAUAGUGGGGCGGGCCGUAUUUAGUUAUCCACAUAAGGAGACGAUACCGGCAAAGCUACUAGUUACGUUCAACGGUGUGCCGGUGGCUUCCAACUACUGGGUGAUGGAUACAGACUACGAUAAUUUCGCCGUUGUUUGGAGUUGUUUCCAAAUUGGAAGUCUCAUACACACUGAAGGAGCGUGGAUUUUGUCACGGGAACCAGAACUGGACGAUUCUAUAGUGCGUCGUGUCCAGGAGGCAACCGACCGAUACCUGCAAGAAAGUCAUCUCCGGAAAACUAAUCAAGAUUAUGAACUAUGCUGUUCCAGCGUUCCGGAUGUUCAAACCUACCCAGGGUGCUGAAAAAUAAAUUGACUUCAACAGUUGAUUAUUUUAGAGAUUCUGGUAUCUUAUGAUAAGAUGUACAUGUUUGGACACAAAUAGUAUUAUUGAAAGUGCCUUAAAUAGCUGCUAUCUAGAAUUUCCGUCACAUAAAAAAUGAGGUUCAAUAUGCCUAGUGGGGGUCUCCAGUUAGUCUAGUAGUUAAGGCAAUGGAUCGCCAAUCCGAAGACGGCGGGUUCGAUUCCCGAUCCGGUCGGGAGAAUUUUCUCGACUCUCUGGGCAUAGUGUAUCAUUUUCUUGCCACACAAUGUACAAAUUCAUGCAAUGGCAGGCAAAGAAAUCCCUUCAAUUAAUAACUGUGAAAGUGUUCAAAAGAACUAAGUUGAAGCGAGGCAGGAAAAGUCCCAGUGGUGACGUAGAGCCAUAAAGAAGGAGAAGAUGCUUGGCGGAUCUUUAUAUUUAGAGCAAAUCUCAGAAUUGGUCAGAACCUCGCGAUCAAAAGAUCCCAGUUUUUACUAUUAAAUCGGUAAUAUUGAGUGUCAACACCACACAAAACCCAAACCCGUAGAUAGAGGUUAGGGAAGAAUAAAGUGUUAUUUUCUUGGUACAUCCAUUCAAAACUAUAAAACUAUACUCUUCCCCCACCUAGAAGUUCACAUGGACUGACCUAUAAAGCACAUAUUGGAAUGUAUCAGUGGAAGUCUGAGAAUGAUACAGCAUUUUUUGGAGUGGUCAAUUGGUAUAAAAAAUUCAAUGAUGAUAGUUAAAAAAAAACAAUUUGCUUACGUAAUACUUACGAAAAUUGCCACUUGUUGCA